AUGGCAGCAGACAGCGACAUGGCUCCUGAAGAAAAGCUGAGACCUGCUCCUGUGAGAAGGGCUGUCCACAAGAUCCGAAUGGCCAGCCAAGUCUUCAGCUUGGCACGAGGUUGGCAGCAAUGGGUGUCUGACCACAAUGUAAAGCAAGAGAAAGAGCCCUCUGGAUGGGUCCCCCAUACAGAAGACUCAUCAGCUCAGCCUGUGCAAGGAAGUUCCUUUGAAAAAUGCCAAAUUCCAUCUGUCAAGAGGGACCAAGGAAAAGAUGAUGAAAAAUCCUCAGCAAAGGAAUCACUGACAAUAAGACAAGCUGAAAAAAAUUCAAGGGAAUCAGAUGAAGCCCUUAAAAUGUUCAACAUUAAAAGCAAAGAGGUGACCAAAACAGUUGUCAGUAAAGCCUAUGAAAGGGGAGGUGAUGUCAGUCUUCUUAGUGAAAGAUAUGAGAAUAACAACAGCAGCUCAGAGAUGACCAAGCUUAAAGAAGAAUCAAGUGCUAUUGACAAAAUUCUCAGUGGCAAAUUAUCUCCAACCAUAAGGAGAAAAUGUUCAAACGUGGUAUCAGAGCUCACCAAGGGCUGGGAACAGAUGGAACAAGAGGACAAAGAGGGGACUAAGGAAGAGCUGCUGCUUAAGUGUCAGGAUGAUAGCCUGGAUGCACAGGACAGUGGUUAUGGGGAAGCAGAGGACAAACCUGAGCAGGAAGACAGUGAUGCAGAUGUGAUGGCUGUGAGGAUUAAACGACCUGCACCAUCUCUGUAA
This is a messenger RNA of Acanthisitta chloris (rifleman), 756 nucleotides long. RefSeq names its product actin-binding Rho-activating protein-like. The coding region runs from base 1 to 756 and encodes 251 amino acids. The transcript has a single exon. NCBI's taxonomy places the organism in Eukaryota, Metazoa, Chordata, Aves, Passeriformes, Acanthisittidae. The record is from RefSeq and is a predicted model, not a curated record.